GCUCGGUUCAAAUGGUGUCAUCAACGUACAGUGAAGUGUCGAGAAUCUGAAUUCUUGCCUCCAAAACUCGUUGCUCGUUGCUAUAAACAGUGGCGUAGUAAAGCGUGAACUCGGUACAAAAUGCCGAAGAUAUUCCUCAUAAAGAAUAGGCUGCAUCAGCAGCAGCUCAGACUACUCGAGACUCAACACCUGAGCAAGAGUCCACCGCCGUCAUCGGGGAAGGAGAGUCCUUUAGGAGGAUCCGAACCCCUCAGCUUGAUCGUCAACAAACACCAAUAUCGUGACAGGUCGGAGGAUGACCGGGCAACUACCCCAGAAUCGCUGCGCAGCACAAGUCCGGCCGGGUCUCCACCGCCGCCUGCGUCAGGAAGACCGUCGACGCCUACGAACACCCUUCCUCGACGGUUUAUAUCCAGCAUACUCGGCGGCGAUGUGCCAUACGGGAGUCGAGGUCACGUGCUCACCCGGGCCGAGCGCAAGGAGUACAGCAACCCUCCGAUUGCCCCUGCCGAGCAGCUACCCACUGCCGAAAAAAUCACGCUCCCACGGGCUCAGACGCCCCCGAAAACACCGCGUGUCGAACCGCCGACGAGGGUCUCCGUCAUUCGGAGGGUCCCGCCGCAGGCGCAACCUCCGCGACGUGAGGAGACGAAUCUAGAGGUGCCGAGGACGCGGGAACCGGAACAAGAACAGCCGAUAGACUACGCGGUGCCGAAGCGGAAGGGCGAGGUCGAGGAAGAGCGUGGCAGAGACGGAGCGAAAGCCAGCUGGAUCGGGAACUCGAUCGCACGACCACUUUUGGCAAUGCGUUUGUCGAACGCCAGUCAGGUCGUCCAGGUUGUUCACGCGGCCGCCGGUCACGGGAGGAAUUCUUCCGGUACCGGAAACGGUUCGAGCGGCCAAAACUCCGGGUCAUCCGGGGGUGGGUCAUCCGGUGGUAGCGUAAGCUUCUCGGGUGGCGGCGGCGGCGGAAGUGGAGGCGGUGGCUCGUCCUUAGGGGGUGGUGGUGGCGCUGGUGGCGGAGUCGGUGGCGGCGCCGGAGGCGGCGGAAUGAACCCUGGAGGAAACGGGGGUCGCGGUAAUUACGGACCCAGCUCACCGCCGACCGGAUCUUUGCCGCCGUUUUACGAGUCCCUCAAGGGCGGCAACAACCUGGCCAAUUUUGCCAAUCAGUACAACGGCGGUGCCGGCAAUGCACAAGGAAACGGCUACCUCACACCGUCGCCGGCGGUAGGAAUGGAGUGCGAUACCGGACAGCAGGACCUCGGUGGACAAAACCAGUAUGGCGCACAAGAGGGAAAGCAGUACUCGUUGCUCCAGAAUGUGUGCGCCUCGUACGGACUGACCUUAAAGGAGGAGGAGGACCUCUCGGCGUACAAGCUUCAGCCCGGUGACCUUUUGUCCGGGCAGUACGGCGCCUACGACGUCACCGAUUCGGGGAUGGUGGUGGACAUGGUGACCGGAGCCGUGGUUGAUCCCCUCCAGUUCACGGCGACCCUGACCAACUUCACUUCGCCCUCGGAUCACACGGCCCUCCUCGAGAGCCUAAGCGAUGCGGCUGACCUAUUUUUGCCGAGGUUGCCAGCCGACGAGGGCGGCAACGACCUUCUGGACGACUCUCUUCACUCGCCACCCUCCGCUGGGAGCACGAUAGGCCAGGAUGGCCAGAUAUCGACCCCCGUCGAACCCAGCGUCGAUCCAUUUCCGGAGCACAAUAUCGCCCUCGCCAGGGGAUUCGACGCAUCCAGCGAUUCUCUGUUUUAUUGCAGGAACUACACCACGCCUCAGCACUUUAACAGCACCUCGAAGAUACAAUCCAGCCUCGCUUAUCCUCCCGGCGAAUCUAGCUAUCAACCUCUUCCCAAAGAACGUCCAGAGCUGGCUCUCCACAUAAACCAGCAACAGACGAACGAGCCCCAACUCCAGCAGCUACAGAUCCAGGUCCAACUUCAACAGCAGGGUGCUUCUUCAUCGCCCCAUCAGCACCAUCAUCAGAGUCUUCUCAGUCCUGGUCUCAGUUUCACCGGAAGCGGUCUUGAUCUCGACUCGGCCAGCAGUGCUGGUGGCAGUCUUCCGAGCCCCGGAGCCGCUAGUUGCUCCCUCGACACCGCCUCGGCCAGCGCAUCCUCGCCCAGCACCCUGAUGGACCAUGGCCAGGUACCCAGUCCGGCCAGCGUCACCGCCAGCGUGAGUGCAACUUCCGCAAUCUCCAAUUCCAAACAUACCUCCCCGGUCGGAGAUCCCCCGCUACCACAGCGCGUCAACGUCCUUCAGCAGCGGUUGGGACUUCCGGGCGAUGUACAGCUUGAAUUUGUAAACGGUGGACACGGCAUUAAAAAUCCAUUAGCAGUCGAAGGUCAACGGCAAGCUGCGGCGACUCGUGAAGAAGAAAAAACCGCGCGCCCAGCACCUGGCAAAGACGACGACCCGAACAGAUUCACCUGCCGCGUAUGCAGCAAAAACUUCAGUCUUCAGAGACUCCUGAACCGUCACAUGAAAUGUCACAGCGAUGUGAAACGCUACCUGUGCACAUUUUGCGGAAAGGGAUUCAACGACACCUUCGACCUUAAAAGGCACACCAGAACGCACACGGGCGUUCGACCUUACAAAUGCAAUCUUUGUGAGAAGAGCUUUACCCAGCGUUGUUCUUUAGAGAGUCACUGUCUCAAGGUCCACGGUGUUCAGCAUCAGUACGCCUACAAAGAACGCCGCACUAAGGUGUACGUCUGCGAGGAGUGCGGUCACACGACGCAAGAACCGGAAGUCCACUACCUUCAUCUGAAAGACAAGCACCCGUACAGUCCGGCUCUUCUGAAGUUCUACGACAAACGUCACUUCAAAUUCACAAAUAGCAACUUCGCAAACAUGCUGCUUCAAGUUCGCACGUAAAUCCAAGUCUGAGGAAUCAGAGAGGUGAGAAUAGAGAAGGCAGAGAAGGGGGGGAAAUGAAGAAAAAUUAGGGGGGAGUGAGGUGGAGGUGCGGCCCGAUGGCUGGCAGAAUUUUGAAAAUCUGAAAAUCGACCAGUUCUGUGAAUCACGGUCGUUUCUGGGUUUUCAAAAAGCGCAAGGCCAUCGUUGGGACACUAUAUAAUGACCUGAGUCUAACGCCGGCAUAUUUCACGGCCGCGUUUUGAGGGAAAGGAGUGAGUAAUAUGCAAACACCGUGUUUCUUAUUUUCUAUCUCUCGAUGCGGGGCGUGAAAUGGGCAGGUAGUAGGCCUUUUAUUUAAUUUUAAGGUAACUUUUAGCGGCAGUAUUUAACUUUAAUUAUAAUUAAUGAUUAUUCAGGACUAUCGUAAGUUAACCGUAUAUGGAAUUACGACAACGGCAUAGCUGGAGAGCCUGUAAACUCGGAUUCAACGUUUCAGGAAUGCUUUUUCACAUUUAUUUUAAUUUUUUUAAUAUUAUUCUACAAUAUGCAAACGAACUGAUAAAGAGACUUUUGAACGAGACUCGAUGUGAUUUUGGAAAGUUACGUUGCUUUCCGACUUGACGGGCGAGGGGCAAAAGAUCCGCGACUCUCGUCUCCAGGAAUUGGUGUAAAGGAGAGACUAUCACGAUGAUUUCCUCGUUCCGUGAAGUAAUUACGACGUCGCAGAUCUUUUGCAGUACCGCGUAUAUAAUAAUUCGCCGUAGCUAUUGCAUCUUAGAAGACUUUAUUGUAGAGUUCAGGCAUGAAUUGCAGCAGCUGUAAACAAUUUUUUUAAUUUAAGUUUAUCAUCGUCUAUAAUAAUAAGCCCAAUAACACAGUUUCGUUCGUCCUCAUCCAAAACUCUCAUUGGAAAUUAUUUAUCACUAGUAUGUUCGUGUAAUUUGACAUUGAUUUGACGAU
Messenger RNA from Diprion similis, 3831 nucleotides. It is a transcript of the gene ovo, whose product is annotated as transcriptional regulator ovo. Gene Ontology annotation, molecular function: DNA-binding transcription factor activity, RNA polymerase II-specific; RNA polymerase II cis-regulatory region sequence-specific DNA binding. Gene Ontology annotation, cellular component: nucleus. The transcript has 8 exons. Lineage: Eukaryota; Metazoa; Arthropoda; Insecta; Hymenoptera; Diprionidae. The record is from RefSeq and is a predicted model, not a curated record. Gene Ontology annotation, biological process: epidermal cell differentiation; regulation of transcription by RNA polymerase II. The coding region runs from base 121 to 2889 and encodes 922 amino acids.